Messenger RNA from Monomorium pharaonis (pharaoh ant), 2151 nucleotides. RefSeq lists its product as uncharacterized. The transcript has 2 exons. The coding region runs from base 316 to 1659 and encodes 447 amino acids. Lineage: Eukaryota; Metazoa; Arthropoda; Insecta; Hymenoptera; Formicidae. The record is from RefSeq and is a predicted model, not a curated record. Gene Ontology annotation, molecular function: protein dimerization activity.
CGUAUUUCUAGAAAUAAUUUUAUAAAGCUUCAUCGAACCAAGUGUUCACUUCUAAUUAAAAAGGUCAUUGCUUCAGCUAUUUUGGAAGAUCUGUUACACGAUAUAGGAGAUUGUCCUUAUUCUCUAAUAGUCGACGAAAGUACAGAUGUAGCGACGAUAAAAUAUUUAUGUAUUUGUGUACGGUAUUUUAGUAGAAAGAUAAACAAAAUUUUGAUAUGUUUUCUAGGAUUAGUUGAAGUAGAAAAGGUAACCGCAGAUGAAUUAUAUUUAAAAUUAAAAGAAUUUUUAACAAAUUGCGGGUUAAAAAUUACAAAUAUGAUUGGACUAGGGACUGAUGGUGCAAAUAAUCUCUGCGGGCGCCAUAAUUCUUUAUAUACACGAUUAAAAGAAGAUAAUCCUAAACUUCAACUUGUUAAAUGUAUUUGCCAUUCACUCAAUAAUGCAUCGUCCAAAGCAGCUGAGGCGUUACCGUCAAAUUUAGAUUUUCUCUGCAGAGAAAUUUAUGCAUGGUUCAGUCAUAGCUCUCUGAGAAGAAUUGAAUAUAAAAGAUUAUAUGAAAUUCUAAACAAAGGUGACAAACCUUUUCACAAUUUUGUGCAAUUAUGCUCAACACGUUGGCUGUGUAGAUAUAAUGUAAUAAAUAUAUUAUUAGAGCACUACGAUGAACUAAAAACUCAUUUCAGAUUUGUUGUGAAUAAAGAAAAAUGUUAUACAGCCAAAAUGCUCAACGAAAUGUUAAACGAUGAGACUAAUUACUUAUAUUUUAUUAUUAUUAAACCUAUUCUUAAUGAAAUAAAUAAAGUAAACGCUAUUUUUCAAUCAAGUUAUGUAGAAAUCGGAAAUGCGAUUGAAGACUUAAAAAGACUUGUUUUUUUUAUUUCUAAAAAAGUUUUAAAAUCCAUAUUUACCAAAAAUAUUAAUGACAUUGUAAAAAACGUUAAUAACGAACUUGCAUAUGUGGAAGUAAGUAAUAUUGAUUUUGGAAUUGAGUAUUAUAAAUACUGUCAUAAUGCAAAAGAGAAUUUGUCAAAGACUAACAUUGAUAAUGUGCAACAUCGAGUUGGUAUGCAACUUUUAAACCCAAAAAUCUGCCUUUCUAACACUACCAGACCAAAAUUUUGUGAUCUUCCCUUUAUUGAUAUAUUUAUUAAUGCAAAUGAUUUGAGUACAGCUGAAGUUGAAUACAAUUCAUUAAUUAAUGUUAACUGGAAUUUUUUAUACGGAAAUAAUAUAUUUGAAAGUAGUUUUAGUUUUUGGCCUAUUGUAGCACAACAUAAGAAUGCUGGAAAUUUUUUAGCUUUUAAUACAAUAGCACAAUAUGUUUUGAAAAUUCUAACUUUGCCAAUGUCAAAUGCAGCGGUCGAAAGGGUCUUUAGUGUUAUGAAUGCAACAAAGGACAAAAUGAGAAACAGAAUGGCAACUGAAAUGUUAAAUGCACUACUCAUGAUUAAGUCACAUUGUUAUGCAAACCAAUUUUGUUGUAGAAAUUUUGUUUGCACACAGCAAAUGUUGGAAAACUUUAAUAAUAAACAUAUGUAUUUAUGUAAAAACACAAAUGCGUUUGAAGAUGAGCAAUAUAAAGAAGAUAUGUAUAUCGUAGAGGCUGUGAAUGAAGAUAAUAAUGUUGACAAAACUACAAACUUUUGUAGUUCAAAAUAAAUUAUAGAAUAUGCUACAGAAUAAGAUGCAUGAUUAAAAUAUACUUUUAUAGAGAAAUAAAAUCUCGUUUUCUUUUCUUCGCACAUUCGCAUUCUUGUCAAUUAAAAAAUAUCGAUUUAACUGUAAUACUACUACCUAACUAAUUAACUUUAUUUAGUUUUUUUAGAUAACAUAAUAGAAGUACACAAAAUAAUAGAAUAUUUACGAUUAAAAUCUUUUUAGUUCCAUGAAAUGAGUAUUGUUAAAAAUCUGUCCUGUAAUAUGCUUUUAAAAUGUUUUCAAACGUUUUGGUGCAAAAAUGUUGCCAGGACUGGCGCAAUGUGGCGCAUUCGGUUGCCAGGACUGGCGCAUUGAUGUAUCUAAAACCUGGCAACCCUGUAGUCCAACGAUGAUUGGAAUAGUAGAGAGUCGUCGCUGGGUGUGAUUUAUCUCAAAUUUGGAACUCGUGAGUUGCAAGCUUCUAUGCAGUGUUCCAGAUAGCUGUGAAUGUGU